This is a messenger RNA of Cryptomeria japonica (Japanese cedar), 1695 nucleotides long. RefSeq lists its product as uncharacterized. The transcript has a single exon. The record is from RefSeq and is a predicted model, not a curated record. The coding region runs from base 229 to 1089 and encodes 286 amino acids. NCBI's taxonomy places the organism in Eukaryota, Viridiplantae, Streptophyta, Pinopsida, Cupressales, Cupressaceae.
CGGGUUCGAGUCUCACCCGCGACUCGGUCUCACAGUUGUGCUCUGUUUCCUCGUUAUUUCAGUCGUGGAUGAGGAUGAAACGUUUAAUGCGUGCGGCCAAAGUCACAGUAGAAUUCCAGCUUCUAGAUGGUAUCAAUCAAAUGGUUAUAGGAUUCCAAAAUUCUAUAUAAAUACGGAGAAUUCCGAGCAUUUUGUGUUUCGACAUUGAUUCAGAAAAAAGAGGAGAAAAUGAGUGUGGUCGGAAUUGAAUUGCCCAUGAGCAAAGGCUAUAAUAACAGUCCCUGUAACAUAGCCUCCAUGAGUGCCCCUUCAAGCCCAGGGCGUUUUCACAGUGGGUUCUUCUUCAGUGCCCCACCCAGCCGCCAUGGCUCACCUUCUCGCCAAUUGGGUCACCCCCAAGAGGGUCAAAUCUCAACAGAUUUCAGCUCUGAGUUUGAAUUCAGUGCCCUAAGCAUUGAUUGUGAAGACCCAGUUGUUACUGCCGAUGAGCUCUUCUUUAAUGGCCGGAUUCGGCCCAUGGGGGCACUGAAUCAGCAGGAAACAGAGUCCUCUGGCUCCCAUGGGGCAGAGGGUAUCAGGGGAAGAGGGGUACAGAAAGAUGGGUCUCUGCGCAGGCGCACCAGAUCCCUCUCUCCUCUCAGAAACCCAUUUCUGCAAGAAACAUCAGAGGCCUGUAAAUCAGAGGACAUUGAAGAACAGAAGUCCCAGAGUAUUGCUGGUUCUGGUAGUAAAAAGGGGAGAUCCGGAUCAAAGCGGUGGAUUAGUCUCAAGGAUUUUCUGUACAGGAGUAAGAGUGAGGGCAGUGGGCAAACCCAACACAAGCACUGGGCUCUCUCCUUCUCCAGUAGCCCUUCCAAGCAGCAGCAAUCAUGCCCUAGUAAGGCCUCUAAAUCCAAGACUGUUAAGAGCAAAGUUGUUUCUGAUUUGAGUUCUGCUAAUCAGAGUAAGAGACAUGGUAAGGUUCCAGUCUCUGCACAUGAGCUUCUUUAUACUGCAAAAAGGGCCCAGGCUGAAGAGCAGAGACACAAGACAUUCUUGCCCUACAGACAGGGGCUGUUUGGGUUUGUGGGUUUCACUUCCAAGAACUGAGCCUGAAUCUCUGCAACCUGGUCUCUCACAAAUUGUUAUUAAAUUUCUGUGACUUUUUUUUGAUGUUUGGGGUAAAUCUAUUUCAUGGGAGUUGUGAAUUGGUGAGGUUGCAAAUGGGAUCUUUGUUGUCUUCAACAUGAAUGCGUUCAACAAUAAGAUCUCAAUAGGAGUUUGAUCAUCAAUAUGAUUUGUAUUCAUAUUCUUUAUUAUUUAUGCCUUCUGUAGAUACAGUCGUCCAAUAAAUGGGUUCUAAGAGUCCUGAUUCCAAAAUUUGGGAAAAAAAUACAAAUUUUAAAACUUCAAAAGAUAAUCUGUUGUUCAUUGAAAUUUGAUGAUGGGUUUUCUUUAAUGGGGUGUUUCUAUGAUUCGACGUUUGGGGUAAACCCAUUUGAUGUUAGUUAUAGAACGGUGAGGUUUCAUAUGGGAUCUUAUCUCUUCUCUCCAACAUGAUCGCUCAUCAAUAACACCUUACCAGUAGUUUGAUCAUCAAUAUUCUUUAUUCUUUCUGCUAGAUACACCCUUGUAAUAAAUGGGCUUCAGAGUUCUAAUUCCAAAAUUCGAAAAAAAACACAAAUUUUAAAACUUCAAAUGAUUAGUUGUUGUUCA